CCUCCCAUCUGCCCUGUGCACGGCUUAUCGGGUAACUGGAGCCGGGAGCCACGUCCACGCCUGAAACAGGAAGCCCGGGCCGUGCGUAAGCAACCAGGACCCGCCGGGUGGCCAGGGCCAGAGGAUGGAGGAGCAGCGGGCGCUCACGGCCGCCAAGAACGGGGACCUGGCCACCCUGGAGCAGCUGCUGGAGGCCGGCGCCCUGGGCCCGGGCAUCACCGAUGCCCUGGGGGCCGGCCUGGUGCACCACGCCACCCGGGCCGGCCACCUGGCCUGUGUCAAGUUCCUAGUGCAGCAGGCCAAGCUGCCGGGCAACCAGCGGGCCCACAACGGGGCCACGCCGGUGCACGACGCCGCCGCCACGGGCAGCCUGGCCGAGCUGUGCUGGUUGGUGCGAGAGGGCGGCUGCGGUCUGCAGGACCAAGAUGCCUCAGGCGUCUCCCCACUGCACCUGGCCGCCCGCUUUGGACACCCAGUGCUGGUGGAGUGGCUGCUCCGAGAGGGCCAUGCGGCCACACUGGAGACGCUGGAGGGGGCCUUGCCGCUGCACCACGCUGCCGUCAGCGGGGACCUGACCUGCCUGAAGCUCCUGACGGCCGCCCACGGCAGUGGCGUGAACCGGCGAACCCGCAGCGGCGCCUCCCCACUCUACCUGGCCUGCCAGGAGGGCCACCUGCACCUGGCCCAGUUCCUGGUGAAGGACUGUGGUGCCGACGUGCACCUGCGCGCCCUCGACGGCAUGAGCGCCCUGCACGCCGCUGCCGACCGCGGCCACUACUCCCUCGUCGUCUGGCUGGUCAGCUUCACAGACAUUGGUCUGACAGCGCGGGAUAACGAGGGGGCCACAGCCCUCCACUUUGCUGCUCGUGGCGGCCACACGCCCAUUCUGGACCGGCUCCUGCUGAUGGGUGCACCCAUCAUGAGAGACUCCUGGGGGGGCACCCCACUGCAUGACGCAGCAGAGAAUGGGCAGAUGGAGUGCUGCCAGACCCUGGUCUCUCACCACGUGGACCCCUCCCUGCGGGAUGAAGAUGGUUACACGGCUGCAGACCUGGCAGAAUACCACGGACACCAGGACUGCGCCCAGUACCUGCGGGAGACAGCCCGGCCGGUGCCACUCCUGAUGACGCCCCCGCCCCCACCCUUCCCCCCUCCUCCGCUGUCGGCGGCGAGGCUCUCCCCAGAGGAUGGAAGAAGAGGGGGCUCAGGUCUUGGGAGCCCCACCUCAGCUCUCAGCCCGGCCUGGCCCAGCCAGCCUGACCAGCCUCUUCCGAGGGAGCGGACGACCUGCACAGCCCCCCCGAGGGUCACCACCAGCACCACGGCUGUCCUCAUGGGUGCGGAAACGCCGGCGGGGGAUGUCCCAGACGGCCUGGCUGCGCUGCAGCUGGACGGGCUGCCCUCGGGCGACCUCGACGGCCUGGUGCCCACGCGGGACGAGCGCGGCCAGCCCAUCCCCGAGUGGAAGCGGCAGGUGAUGGUGCGCAAGCUGCAGGCACGCUUGGGCGCGGAUCCGAAGGAGCCGGAGGCCCAGGACGACAGCGGGAGCGCGGGCCCUGCGGAGCAGGCGGCCUGGCGGUACUCACAGACCCACCAGGCCAUCCUGGGCCCCUUCGGGGAGCUGCUGACUGAGGACGACCUGGUGUACCUGGAGAAGCAGAUCGCUGACCUGCAGCUGCGGCGCCGCUGCCAGGAAUACGAGAGCGAGCUGGGCCGGCUGGCGGCCGAGCUCCAGGCCCUGCUGCCCACGCCCCUGGUCAGCAUCACGGUCAACAGCCACUUCCUGCCCCGGGCGCCCGGGCUGGAGGGCGAGGAGGGCCCUGCCCUGGUGGCCGAGCCCAAGGAGUCCUUGGGGGCCUUGGAGGCCGCGCCCGACGGGCAGCCCCUGCCCUUCUGGUGCAGGCACAUCUCCAGGCUGGUGCGCAGCAUGUCCCUGCUGCUGAAGGGCAUGAACGGGCUGGUGCAGGGUGAGGAGAAGCCAGCCGCCCAGCCCCGGCAGGAGGCCCCCAGGGAGGCCCCGGCCAGCCCCCCACGCAGCGCGGCCCAGCGCGAGAUCCAGGAGUGUGGGGUGUCCGUGAGGACGCUGCGUGGCAACUUCGAGUCAGCCCCCAACCCACCCUGCACCCCAAACCCGGGCACCAGUGAACCAGGGGCCCGGCCCGGGCAGUGCCUGAGGGGCUGCUGGUCCGCCCCUCUGCAGCCCCGAGGCGAGGCCAGGCCGGGCGACGCAGAGGAGGCCAGCGACUCGGGCAUCAGCUGCGAGGAGGCGCCGUCGGAGGCGGGCGCCGUGCCCAGCCCCGAUCUGGCCAACCUGCGCAAGGAGCGCAUCGUCAUGCUGUUCCUGAGCCACUGGAAGAAGUCGGCCUACACACCGGCCCUCAAGACGGCUGCCUGCAGGACCCUGGAGGCCCACCGCACCGGGCCGAGGGGGCAGGAGGCGGCCAGGGGCCCCCGGCUGCCCUCUCUGCUGCCCAGCGAGGGGCCCCGGCUCGGCCACCUGUGGCAGCAACGGAGCAUCAUCACCCACCUGCUGGGCAACUGGAAGGCCAUCCUGGCACACGUGCCGGCCCGGCAGCUGCGGCGGCUAAGCCGGCGGCCCCGCGGCCCCCUGUCCCCCGAGCAGUUCCUGCCCCACGUGGACGGGGCGCCUGUGCCCUACGGCAGCCUCACGCUGGACCUCUUCAUGCUGGGCUACUUCCAGCUCCUGGAGUGCGACCUGCCGGCCGCGGAGCGCAAGAUGCGCCACCUGCUCUGCUUCGAGGUCUUCGAGCACCUGGGCGCCCAUGGCUGGGAGGCCGUGCGUGCCUUCCACAAGGCCGUUACCGACGAGGUGGCCGCCGGCCGCCGGGCCUGGACCGACGGCUUCGAGGACAUCAAAGCCCGCUUCUUUGGCUCCAGCCGCGGUCCAGCCUGGGACGUAGAGCCUGGCCGCAAGUCAGGCCUGACCCCGCUCGGGCCCCUGCCCCACGCUGCUGUCCCCGGCAGCGGCCUCAAGCCCGCGGCACAGCGCCUGGGGUCCGGCUCCCAGCGGGGCAGCUUCAGCAACGAGGACAUCUGCGGCUACAUCGACCGGAGCUUCGCCUUCUGGAAGGAAAAAGAAGCCGAGAUGUUCAGCUUUGGAGAGUGAGACGGGCUGGCAGCCUGCCUUCCUCUGGAAUGGGGUUUUGGGGGUGGUUUUGGUUUUCUCUUCUCUUUUCCUUUUUCGCCCACCUGGUGGCCGGGCAACCCCGAGGCCAGGCCGGCAGAUACUGAGCAUGCUGGUUGCUUCCCUCCGGUUCUGCCCCUUAACAGGUGCCUCCUCACUGGUGGGACUCAGCUUCAGAAUCCUUCUCACCACUGGACCCAAGAAGCCCUCUCGGGCUCCUGGUCGGCCCUGAAGUUAGAUGACUUGGCGUCCCGGCCCCGGGUCCCUCUGCCUGGUCAUCCCCCAGGCACCUGGGAUGCUGGCCUAUUUCCCCAGAGCCUCUUUGCAGUGUCCCAGGUCACCUGGGUGUCCCGCCCCUAUGUUCCUCUGGUGCUGGUGGUCCCGGCUGCGUCCAGAGCCUGUGUCUGCCCUCCACUGGUCCUGCCUCGGUUCCUUCUGGUGACCUUGGGCCAUGCCACUUCACUUCCCCAGGCCUCUUUCUCCAUCUGUGAAGUAGGGGAGGUACUGGGGGUUGGAGAGAACGGGAUUCGAUGGGCAAGAUGCCUCCUGUCAGACCGGACUGGUCUCUGGAAUUUUCCAGGUCAGGGAGAUGGCCCACGCUGACGUGCGUGCUGGUCAUACACAGCCACCUGCUGACAGACACGUGUUCCACUGCCCUCCCACUCUAGUGCCCCACCCCAGGGUGCUCCAAAAACGAAGGCUCCCUGUGGGGCUCCUGUCCUUCAGCUGACCACCGCACCCCACCAGGCCACACGGCCCGAGGCAGCGCGGGGCCCCACCUGCAGCCUCAGGAGAGCAGGGUCUGAAGGAGCGUCUGUGAGAGAGGCGGUGGCUGAAGGGGGCUCUCAGCAGAGGGGGCUGGCAUCCCACCCUCAAAGGUGAACCUGGAUCCAGAGGAGAAUGAAUGUUGGGGGGUAGGCACACAAGCCGGGCCCCGAUGAGGGGCAGCCACUUCCUGGGGUCACCCGAUGUCACCCACACCUUCUCCACGAGGGGCCAAGGAAAGGAGAGGGGUGCUGCCGCUGAGGGCCUCCAGUUCUGCAGAGUAUCGUGGAACAGGACGCUGGCGACAGACCCCCAAAUGGCUGGCCGUGGGAUGACAGACCCCAUGGCGUCCAGGAGAUGGGCCCCCACCACUGGGACCCAAGGAGGGCUGGCCCCAGCCCAUGGGGCUUUGGGGAAGGGCUGUCCUGCAGCUGUGUGAUGGCCCCAACAGGUAGUGUGUGGGGAGGAGGUUUCAGGAAUCUUCCACCGGCCACCGCCUCCCUGCCACCAGGCUCCUUUGGGACAGGGGUCUCUGCAGUGUCCCCACCCGCUGGCAGAGCUUGAAGGGCGGCAGGCGAGGUGUUGGAUGGAACAGAGUGCCCUCCCAGCCAGCUGACUCAGGGUCCCACAGGGAGGGACACUCAGGAAGAUACGAACCCCACAGGCGGUUGAGGCUGCCAGUGUCGGGAAGGGAAGGGGUGCUGGCCCCAGCUCCAGAGCCUCCUGUAGAGCCAACCCUGGUCUUGAAUUUGCUGAAUAAAGACUCCCAUUCCUGGCCA
Equus caballus (horse) is the source of this 4689-nucleotide messenger RNA. RefSeq names its product espin like (gene ESPNL). Gene Ontology annotation, cellular component: cytoplasm. Gene Ontology annotation, biological process: actin filament bundle assembly. Gene Ontology annotation, molecular function: actin filament binding. The record is from RefSeq and is a predicted model, not a curated record. Lineage: Eukaryota; Metazoa; Chordata; Mammalia; Perissodactyla; Equidae.